AUGUCAUAUAUUGAUUAUCGUACUCAUCCAAAUAAUAAUUCUGGCCCCGAAAAAUGGAAUCAAGAUGAUGACUUCGAUGUAGAUUUAAUAGAAGUGGAACCUUUUGAUACGGAGAGUAACGGCGAUGGUGGAAUUGGAUCAAGUAAGGGUAUG
Messenger RNA from Funneliformis mosseae, 153 nucleotides. The record is from the annotation of a GenBank genome assembly. Lineage: Eukaryota; Fungi; Glomeromycota; Glomeromycetes; Glomerales; Glomeraceae.